AUGGGGCUGGUGACCCUCUCGCACGUGUACAUGCUGUGCAAUGACGUUGUGUCAAAAAGAAACCACACGAUCAAGCCACGGAUCGUACUUCCGGAGAACUAUGUUAAAGAAGUGCGACCCCCUGCUAGAAAAGGCCAACCGGUGAUAGUAGAAUUCAGUAUAUACGUCGUAGACGUCAACUCUAUCAAUGUUGAAGACAUGGAUUUUAGAGUGGACAUGUUCAUAAGACAGACAUGGAUCGAGAGCCGGUUGCAACUUCCCGAAGACAUCUUCGAAGAAGGUGAUGACCACGUGACCCUGCCACCGGAGUUCUUUGACAACCUUUGGCACCCCGACCCGUACUUCCUCAAUUCUAAAGUCACAGAAAUAGCAGAGUUGACCCACAAGUUCUCGUCCGUCACUCUUUAUCGGAACCAGACCGUGCGCUACGCGGCCCGGAUGCACGCUAUAAUCGCUUGCCAAAUGGAAUUCCAGCUUUACCCCAUGGACAUACAGUCGUGCCCGAUUUACAUCGAGAGCUUUUCGUACAGUAACCAGAAAGUGAGGUUCCGUUGGAGCGAAGCCGGGGUAACCAUAAAUCCGGAGCUGAAGCUUCUGCAGUACCACAUCGGGGAACCACUGAGACUUGAGGAGACCAAUGGAUAUAUGAUUGAUAAGGACGGCAACUACUCAAGACUAGUAGUAUACUUCAGAUUCGAGCGACAGAUUGGUCACCAUUUGAUCCAAACGUUUGCUCCAUCAUCCCUGGUGGUCAUGCUAUCGUGGUUUAGUUUUUGGCUAGACUUGGACGCCAUUCCUGGUAGAGUGACCUUGUUGGUUACCUGCAUGUUGACUCUGGUAACCAUGUUUACUGGUUUGAGAGCUGAUAUACCGCCUGUGGCUUACGUAAAGGCCCUAGACUUAUGGAUGGCCGGGUGCAUGAUGUUCGUAUUCGCGGCGCUGGGAGAGUUCGUCGUGGUCAAGGUCCUAGACAAGCAGUAUCAGAUGAAUAAGAAUAAGGCGCAAGAAUCCUUGCCGAGAAUCAUUCCUGUGCGUCUCAACGGCGACAAAGGCUCCUGUGGCACAGUGGCAGCUUGGGAAGGUAGCGGCGUCAGGUGCCGUAAGGUCGACGUCAUGUCGCCCACAUCCCCACCUGCGGCCACCCCCGCCGUGCACCCCGCGCCCGCUGCAACCCCCCACCUGAUAGGGGUUGAGCGCCGACAGAGCAUUCUUCAAGUAGCUUGGCUGGACGCGGACACAGGUCAGGAGCGUGUGCUAUGGCGGGAGAUCGACAAGUUAUCGCGGGUCGUUUUCCCCGCUUUAUUCCUGCUCUUCGUAACUAUGUACUGGCCGGUGCUUCUACUGAAGACCAAGACCUCUUCAUAACACAAUCGAGUGACUUGGUAUCUGCGCUGAAACGCACAGUCUCAGGCUGGUUUUAGUGUCACGCGCAACGAUCCGCACGACCAGUUUGUAUUCAGAAGUUGAUUUUGUUGUCCGCGCGGGCCCGUCCGCUUUAGGUACUUUAAAAUGCUCCCUUCCCUGAUCUUAAUACCUAGGUACAUGUAAAUCUGGUGCGGAUCGCUCGGUGCGGUCGGACCGCGUGUGACACUAAAACAGCCUCAAUAAUUUUAUUGUAACAAUGUCAAUAUUUUAACAAGCUCGGCCGAAUUACGCCUUCUCAAACGGAGUUUCGUUCGCAUUUUAAAAUUAGGUGUUGGA
Molecule: messenger RNA, 1701 nt
Organism: Leguminivora glycinivorella
Lineage: Eukaryota; Metazoa; Arthropoda; Insecta; Lepidoptera; Tortricidae
Gene: alka
Product: glycine receptor subunit alpha-1
Exons: 10
Coding region: 1-1365 (454 amino acids)
Biological process (GO): chemical synaptic transmission; nervous system process; signal transduction
Cellular component (GO): synapse; neuron projection; membrane
Molecular function (GO): chloride channel activity; extracellular ligand-gated monoatomic ion channel activity; neurotransmitter receptor activity
Source: RefSeq, a predicted model, not a curated record